CCCCCCCCCCCGUGCCGCUCGCGUCCGCUGCGGGCUCGAGCCGGAUCGAGUGUCCGAAGCCGGGCCGGGCCCAUCCGGCUGGGACAUUCCAAGGCGCGCUGGGCUUUUCUUGGGUAGCUGCUAAGCCCCCCGCCCCCGCCCCGCGCGGGCUAUAAAUACCCUCCUUGGAAGCUUCUCCCCCAGGAUCGUCUGUCGGUUGACCGCAAGAGCUUGCUCCGAAGGGCGAGAAGGGCUCGGGGAGGCCUGCCUAGCGCGCUUGUCCCCCCCCCCACCGCUCCAGGCCAAGCGGGGACCCCCCCCCACGCUGGAUCCCGAGCCCUCGGCAUGGCUGGCCCUCGCCCCAUCGCGAUCCUACUCUGCCUUGCCCUGGUGGCAUCGUGCCAGGGUGGCUGUGUGGAGGUCGAAUCGGAAACCGAGGCUGUGGCUGGCCAUGAGUUCAGGAUCCGGUGCAUCUCUUGUAAGAAGCGUAGUGAGACGGAGGCCGAAACCUUCGCCGACUGGUACUUCAAACAGAAGGGGACGGAGGACUUUGUCAAGAUCCUUCAUUAUGAUGCUGAGACUAAGCUCAGCGUAUUCGACGAGCGCUUUAUGGAUCUGGUGGGCUGGGAAGGCACCCACAGCGGCCCCGACUUGCAGGAGCUUUCCAUUAGGUUGAAGAACGUGACCUAUGACCACGAGGGCGAGUACAUCUGUAGUGUGAACCGCACCCUCCUUUAUGCAAAUGACUUCGCACACAAUGUCUUGGUCAAAAAGACCAUACACGUCGACGUGGUGGACAAAGCAAACCGAGACAUGGCAUCCAUUGUCUCCGAGAUCAUGAUGUACGUUCUAAUUGUUGUCCUGACCAUCUGGCUGGUGGCUGAGAUGAUCUACUGCUACAAGAAAAUUGCUGCAGCGACGGAAGCAGCUGCUCAAGAGAACGCCUCCGAGUACUUGGCUAUCACUUCGGAAAGUAAAGAAAAUUGUACAGGAGUGCAAGUAGCUGAAUAGUCCAUGUAGGCCAUCAGCAGGCACAGGGAUUCCUGGUUGACAGGGAUGAGGCAUCGACAAGGAGCGGAGGAGAGGGAGAGUGUGACUCAGCAGAGGCAUCAGCAGCCCCUGAGAAGCGUGGAACAGGAGCCAAGCAGCAGCAGCAGCAAAAGCCCCUUCCCCCACUGCACGGCCUUUUCUUUUCUGAACAAAAAGCAUGCCAUUUUCAAUAACGAGAACCCGGGAUCUGACCAACUGCCCUGGGACAGACACCCGUGCUUCUACGGGGAAGGGCGUUCUCCUCCUGGCAGGCACCUUGCUCGCUUUAGACACAUCCUUUGCACCUUCUCGUGACUGAGGGUUGCCUCCCUGCCACAAUGCAUGAUGGGGAAGCGGCAUGGCGGCUUGCUCACACAAUGCAAACGCUUCAGGGGGGUGUCCUUACCCUCCCCUCUUCUUGCCACGGCCUCGUGCCAGCUUGAGGCCUCCUUAUUUUUAUUGGCACUGGCGCUUUCUCGUUUUUUGCACAUUUUCUUGCGCUUUGAGGGCUUUGGGGGGUGGUGGUGUAUUUUUUGUUUUCCUAUUACUUCGCUACCAGCACUUUUUAUGGGUCUGAGGAGAGGAGGACCCAAUGGUUGGAAUUCUUUUGCCCGCUUCUGGGCCUACACACUGGGAGUUGGAUCCCCCUCAGCUCCCAGGGUAGGACUAGAGUGGAAGAAAGGGUUCAAGAUGGCCGCUCCCUAAAAAUUGCUAAGGCAUCACCCCCAGAGGGGGACAUCAAGAUGUGGACAUUAUAUCCUAAUAGGCAAAUGCCUUUCAUGAGUGAAAUAUUUAGCACCAACACAGUUAUGGACUGUGAUGCUUCCAAGGCCUGUCUUGAUUAGAGUUAGCCAUUUUAUUUUCUGACAGGAUUUUCCUCCAAGCUGUCACCUUGAUGGAGAGUUUGGUUUGCUCAAGGCCUCUUAUAAAAGGGAGGAGACACAAAUUGGAUCGGAAGGGAAGCAUUUGGUUCCAAACAUUGCUCCUUUCCUCUCUUUAUCCUGAAAUUUGUUACCGUUGCACCUGAUCAAAUCUGCUCCCUUGGCUCUUGUCUUUGGUACCAACUCAUUCUUGCUAUGAAGCCUCCAUGUCUUCGCUCUCCUGAAACCUCCCCAUCUUGGAUCCAGGACCACCUAGUCAGGCUGUUUUGGGCUUGUUGGAGAAUACCGUGUCCUUCCCUCUCCUCAGACCUCUGGGGCUGGCCCCCCUCAGGGACCAGCUGCCAUCACAAUAGAAUAGGGUUUGUUCAUAAAUAAAGAUGAUUGAAUUUCA
Pogona vitticeps (central bearded dragon) is the source of this 2280-nucleotide messenger RNA. It is a transcript of the gene SCN1B, whose product is annotated as sodium voltage-gated channel beta subunit 1. NCBI's taxonomy places the organism in Eukaryota, Metazoa, Chordata, Lepidosauria, Squamata, Agamidae. Gene Ontology annotation, biological process: regulation of sodium ion transmembrane transporter activity; cardiac muscle cell action potential involved in contraction; regulation of heart rate by cardiac conduction. Gene Ontology annotation, molecular function: transmembrane transporter binding; sodium channel inhibitor activity. Gene Ontology annotation, cellular component: voltage-gated sodium channel complex. The record is from RefSeq and is a predicted model, not a curated record.